AUGGGUAGGUAGCGUUGCAUCAUAAUUCCCGUUGUAACACGUCAUCUUUGUGGUUCUCGAGAUCGUGCGGAAGGUGCUGGCUGCUGAUAGUUGAGAAACAGUAUUUGUGACUUACUGGUGUGUGCAGGAGUGGAAAAGUUACCCGGCUGAAAGUUACCCCGGCCUAUCUUAUCUGUGUUUGAGGAAGGCCAAGUAGAGAAGAAAUCAUGAGCAUUCACUGGACACUGAUCGCAGGAUUCCUGUAUGCUGAAAUAGCUGCGGUCCUGCUGCUUCUACUGCCCUUUAUUUCCCCUAAGAGAUGGAACAGCUUUUUCAAGUCAGGGUUCCUGCAGGCCCUUGGCAAGCAGUCAUUCUUCUACUUCUGUGUGGUGAUCACUGUACUGGUCCUGUCCUUUCUUGACGCCAUCCGUGAGAUGAAAAAGUACAGCGGCGAGUCGAAGAGCGACGAAACGGCUCACGGCCACCUGGACGUGGAGAUUCAGCACCACAUGCGCCUGUUCCGCGCCCAGCGCAACUUCUACAUCUCCGGCUUCGCGCUCUUUCUGUUCCUGGUGCUGCGCCGUCUGGUGACGCUCGUCUCGCUGCAGGCCUCCCUGGAGGCCUCCAAUGAGGCGGCCAUGCGACAGGCAGCCGGCGCCACCAGCGCCGCCGAGCAGCUGCUCCAGGGCCGGCCGGACGGCCAGACGCCGCAGCUGGACGCGCUGAAGAAGCAGCUGGAGGAGACCGAGCAGGAGCGCGACGAGGCGCUCAAGAAGGCCGAGAUGCUGCAGUGCCAGGCGGAGGCGACGAGUGGCGAGUACGAUCAGCUGCUGGCAGAGCACGAGAAGCUGCAGCGGCAGCUGAACGUCUCGGGCGAUAAGAAGGACGACUGAGCGGCGCCCGACUGUCGCCGGACGGAGAUCGCGCGGUCAGUCAGAGAACCCAGGCCAGGAGCGGCGUGAAGGAGCGUUCGACAUCAACUGCAGGUCUGAGGAAGACCGACGGACAAGUGUCAGAUGAUAUGGAAUUGGAAGAGUCUGCUACUCGGUCUGGACUGGUGUCGAUGACUCUGUUGGUUUGCUGAGUGAUACCCUAUAAGCGCCUCAAGGUCGAGGUCACACCUUUCCGGAGAUGUCAUCCGUGUGUCCCAGGACCUUUCUCCGAGCCGGGCCAGCUGUAAGGUAACGCACGUGAAAGUGCUUGUUUUUCAUACGCGCCCUGAGCUGUGAUGAUAGCCGCAGAAGGCAGUCGUCAGUUGUGGCCGGUUUAACUGUUUGCUGUUAUGAUGCUGCGUGCCGUUGUUUGCCGAGGUGUGCCGAUUUCAUUGAGAUAAGCCGACAUCCUUCAGGAUUCAGACCGUCUGGUUACUUUUUCGCCCGGUACACUUAAGCGCCAACCGGUUUGAUGUUUGUCUUGGCAUUACUCGGCAUUGAAAUUCUCUGCUUAGAACAAGCCUGCCUUUGCGUGGAUUUGGAUCUCUUUGCUGUGAAUGUUUGGCGAUCUUCUUAGAUUUUCGUUUUUUUUUUAAUAAAUUUAGCCACGGAGUGUUCUGAAUGGACAUUUUUUUUUUGUUCGUGUUUGAAUUGCUCUUGUGAAAUGUCUUUCUUUACCUUCAGUACUGUAACUCCCGCUGAACUUAUCGAUCCACCUCAGCGGCCCCAAAGCUCCAGUGACAGGAGCGAAUGCGUCAGAGCGGUUUUCUUAUCCCUUUUCUUACAAUGUGUAACUUCGGAGCUUUCCCCGUCAUACUCGUCAUUGUGUUGCGCGGCGCUUCUAACCAUUGCAGCGUGAUUUGAUACGUGUAACAUGGUAACAGGAAAUAAACAAGUGAAAUUUUCGUGAA
This is a messenger RNA of Amphibalanus amphitrite, 1822 nucleotides long. Its product is annotated as B-cell receptor-associated protein 31-like. The transcript is spliced from 5 exons. Gene Ontology annotation, biological process: endoplasmic reticulum to Golgi vesicle-mediated transport; intracellular protein transport. Lineage: Eukaryota; Metazoa; Arthropoda; Thecostraca; Balanomorpha; Balanidae. The coding region runs from base 207 to 872 and encodes 221 amino acids. Gene Ontology annotation, cellular component: endoplasmic reticulum membrane; endoplasmic reticulum. The record is from RefSeq and is a predicted model, not a curated record.